Messenger RNA from Trachymyrmex septentrionalis, 1425 nucleotides. It is a transcript of the gene Ms, whose product is annotated as myosuppressin. Lineage: Eukaryota; Metazoa; Arthropoda; Insecta; Hymenoptera; Formicidae. The transcript is spliced from 3 exons. The record is from RefSeq and is a predicted model, not a curated record. Bases 730 to 1017 code for a protein of 95 amino acids.
CUCCGGACUCCGCAAAAGCAACAAGUUUGACUACGAUCGGGACCACAUUUCUUCGUCACAUUACCUUACAUAAAUGUGUCCUUUCGUAUUACUAAUAAAACUUUUAUUCCGUGCGUAUUGCAUGAGAAUGUACGUCGCAUCUCAACCCUGCGUGCGUUCCGGGUGCGGCAUGGGAAGGUGAGGGAUGACGAGAGAGGGUAAGUUACGCGUCGACGUAUGAUUUCUCUGGCGCCCCAUGAAACGCGCAUGGCAGUUGGAACAGCGCGUAUUUAAGGGCUGAUCUCCGGCUGUUCUCGCCACUGUCACACUGUUCUCGUCCGGGCCUCACGCCGGUCAUCCCACGCGACGCUUGUCUUUGCAACCCUUCGUCCUUCUUCGUCGAGCCAUCGUCCACGUCCACGUCCGCGACACGUCGACGGCGAUCUUCGUUAUCUUCUCGUCCAUCCCGCGAGUCACAUCGCGAGAUAUCCCGCAAUCCUCCGCACCAUCCUAUCGCCUUUCCACACGGACGUCUGUCCAAGUCGCCAAGUCGGAACUUCGGGAAUCAAAUUCGGGGGUAUCAUAUCCCUCGUGCGAAUUCGCGGCCCCGUUCAGGUUGACACCGAUUUGCAGUCUACCGGUGCGAUAAAAGGGGUGAACGAGCGCGACGAAGCCGUAAGCCUCUGCUUUUGCUGACUAUCUCUCAACGACCACUUUCUUUGCUAUCUUCACGCUUUCACCAGCCCGAAAAUGAUGAGCUCGACGCUGAUGAUCCUCGUAUCCGUGACGACUAUGGCAAUCCUCUCCGGCGAAGCUCUCGCCGGGUCGCCUGGUAUUUCAUGCAACCCAGGAUUUCUUGACGAGCUUCCACCCAGACUCCGUAAAAUCUGCAUGGCCUUCGCCAGAAUAUGGGACGUUAGGGACAUGAAUGACUUCAUUGACGACAAAGAAUACCGAGAGAACUUACCGCGGUACGACAGCGCUGUCAAGAGACAAGACGUCGAUCAUGUUUUCUUGCGCUUUGGAAAACGACGUUAGAACCAGGCAUCACACUCUGCUCUCUAUUCGCAAGCGAUAAACGAUUCGAGUUACCCUUAAGUUUCUCAUUCGAUCAUUCUGUCGUCUAGAGAACUCAGCGCGUCUAUGGAGAAUGUAAAAGAAAAAAGGAAAAAAAGAGAAAAGAGCAACAACUCACCGAAAAAUGAUCUCGUUCACAUCGUUAAUGGUUUAAUAAUUUUCAUUUUCAUUUUUGCUGUAUAUAUAACAGCAUUUAAGAGACCAAAUUGAUCCCCUCGAGCGCUCUGAGUCGUCCCUGCGUGAAAGUAAGUAUAUCUUGUUAAAUAUGGAUUUUAUGCGCGUUAAAAGCAAUUAAUUUUGCUCUCUUUGUUUGACAAAGGUGAAAAUUUUAAAGGAACUUUAAUUAACAAUUAAAUAUAUAUUAUAUUA